Tetrapisispora phaffii CBS 4417 is the source of this 837-nucleotide messenger RNA. RefSeq names its product ubiquitin-protein ligase peroxin 10 (gene PEX10). Gene Ontology annotation, cellular component: peroxisomal membrane. NCBI's taxonomy places the organism in Eukaryota, Fungi, Ascomycota, Saccharomycetes, Saccharomycetales, Saccharomycetaceae. Bases 1 to 837 code for a protein of 278 amino acids. Gene Ontology annotation, molecular function: zinc ion binding. Gene Ontology annotation, biological process: protein import into peroxisome matrix. The record is from RefSeq and is a predicted model, not a curated record. The transcript has a single exon.
AUGUAUCCUAAAGAAAUUGUGACAGCAGCUAAGGUACUUUAUUUUUUCUUUACCACUUUAUUAAAUAAAAGAACAUUAGGGGAGGAAUUCACAGAUUUAAGAUAUAUCAAUCGUAGUGGGAAGUCCUUUGUACAGAGAUAUAAGAAAUUAAUAUUUGUUGUUUCUUAUAUUGUUGGCCCCUAUCUUCUCACAAAUAUUUGGAACAUUUUCAAUAAGAGACUAAAACGAGAUUCGAGUAACAAUAUCAAUUCUGAAGAAGAAAUGCAGAAUCAUAUCAGAUACAGAGAUAUGCUGGAUAACAUUGUUAAUAUACAUUUACUGAUAUUUUACUUACAAGGCUCGUAUUAUGAUAUCACAAAACGUAUAUUAGGAAUGAGAUAUAUUACAGGCCACACCAUUUCCAAACAGGAGAAAGAGUUACGUGAAACUACUACAAAGGGUUAUAAGCUGCUGGGCUACUUACUCUUGUUUCAAAAUGUUUCAAGUACUUAUAGUACCCUCAAAAAUGUAUUGAAUAGCUUCAAAUUUACAAGUUCAAUUCACAAUGAGAAACAUGUUUCCAAGCCACUGAACUUAUCUGAAACCAAGCUCACUAAAAAUAUCACAGAUGAAUAUCAUCAGAAUCAUAUAAGAUUAUCAGAUGAAACGCAAUUUAAAUUUAUCCCAUCAGAGUCUCGAGACUGUGCAUUAUGUCUCUCCAAAAUCACUGACCCAAGCGUAGGUCCUUGUGGACACAUAUUUUGUUGGGAUUGCAUUGUAGAUUGGUGUAGAGAAAGGCCAGAAUGCCCAUUCUGUAGGAAAAAAUGUGAAAUACAACAAAUAAUUGCAUUAAAAUGA